AGUGCCUUUGCCACCUCGGCCAGAACCAGAAGAAAGGCCUUCAUUAUCGAAGUCAACGCAGUUAUCGAAGUCGAAGCAGGACGACAUAAGACCACUGCAACAGUUCCCUGUUAGCGUCGAGUUGGCAGCAUCAGUCUCAACUUCACUUUGGUAUCUUCCAACCGCAAAGUUUGUGGGCCGAACGCACAUACUAGUCAGUAGCAACAGAUUGAGCCAAUCGAGCCGAGGAAGAGCUGUGCUUGGUGUCGCAGCAUACAAAGCCCAAGUGAAAAAAACAGGUGAGUAGGGAAAAGCAACAGGGCUGUGGAGGAAGCGUGCUCCUUUUCUGCAGACUCCAAGCCCUGCGCGUUUGAAUGGCGGACGUGUGUUGCUGACUCUCUUCUCUGUGCGCCGUACUUGAAGCCUCUGGUCUCGCCACUUCACUGUAGAAUCUCUAGGAGCCACCAACUUCAAUCGAGGCACCAAAACCGAAGCGAUACUCGACUUGCUUCAAGGCUAGAGCCACGACAAGGACAAGAACUUUUGGAUCCUCUCUUCUCUCUAGUUGAAGCCACACUUGCUUCAACGUCCCAUCCAUCCAUUCGAGCACCAUUCCGUCCGAAACAAUGCUAUCCAUGGUCAAUAGCAGCCAGUCUGUUGGCAACAACGCUGGCAGCAACACCAGUUCAAGCACCACAAACACAAGUGUCAGUAUGAACACAGGAACGUCCGUCGCACACGCUAUUGCGAGCUUAGCGCACAGCGGGAACACCAAUUCGCAGUACAACCCGCUGACUCUGCAGCUUCAGCAGCCACAGGACUCUGCCAACCAAACACGGCAUCACCACGUCAGCAACGCAACCAACAAUGCCGCUGCGGUGCUGACCUCGGUCUCUCGUGUCGGUAUGCCGGCUGCAGUAGCGACGGCCCCGAAGAAGCGGUCAACCAAGUCCAAGUGCUCUCCUGGUUUACGUAGUGGCAAGUGGACACCAGAGGAGGAGGCGUUCACUAACACGAUCAUCCACUACUUCAAGCGCGGACUCCUGGACGUGGAAGAUGGCACCUCUCUCCGCUGGUAUCUAGCGAAGCGUCUGAACUGCGAGGCCAUGCGUGUGACCAAGAAGCUCAAGGGCGACAGCUCCAUUGGCAAGCAGAUCUUCCGCGCCGUAGAGAACACACCUGCCAGUCGCCAAGCUAUUAGACACGCCCGUGAAGAACUCGCGGUAAUGGAAGCUCGCUUCCUCGAGUCACUCAGUGGCAGUGGUGUUGGUCCGGGUACGCAGCAUAUCCCCUCCGCUUCAUUGCCGUCUUCCCUCGCUGUGUCAGUCCGUGGCCGCAAGAUCCUGCCAAACAUGAAGAAUAGUGACGGUCAGCCUCUGACUUUGGCUCCCAUGCCACAGCCCAAGUCUGAAGACGCGAGACUGCUGAUGCACUUCUUCUGUGAAGCACAUGACGGCUCUGAAGAGGAGCCGGAAGACGAGAAGAAAGUGGAGAAGAAAGUGGAGAAGAAAGUGGAGAAGAAAGCGGAGUCUGGCAGCCUCAGCAUUGACCUGAGCGGGAAACUCGGCAAGAAGCGACCGCUGUCGAGCGUUACGAAUGUGGAGAAGGCUGAAACCUCUAAGGACAUCAAGUCACCAGAGAAGAAAGAUGUUGCCUCUCCACAGACGAAGAAGCAGGCGAUCGAGGUCGUUAACCCCACUGUUGAAUGAGCUGUACACACCGCACAGCGAGACUAUUUAGGCGAUUACUCGAAGGUCUAGAGAGCGACGCCGCACCUCCACAAUAUUUACAAGACAACCAACACGGAAGAAACGAGGAACGAGGGCUGGCCUCGCACAAUCUUACCGCUCUGGUAGUUGUAGCGUAGCUGAAUGACAAAAGAAAAAGGCAGACGUUAGACGCGCACACCCAUACACCCUUCUGCCACAUGUACAUAUUCAUUUUGGUCUAAAAUACAAAGUUUUACGAAAAGUGCUC
Phytophthora nicotianae INRA-310 is the source of this 1956-nucleotide messenger RNA. RefSeq lists its product as hypothetical. NCBI's taxonomy places the organism in Eukaryota, Oomycota, Peronosporomycetes, Peronosporales, Peronosporaceae. Bases 606 to 1688 code for a protein of 360 amino acids. The record is from RefSeq and is a predicted model, not a curated record. The transcript has 2 exons.